Molecule: messenger RNA, 1446 nt
Organism: Penicillium antarcticum
Lineage: Eukaryota; Fungi; Ascomycota; Eurotiomycetes; Eurotiales; Aspergillaceae
Product: putative MFS transporter
Exons: 6
Coding region: 1-1446 (481 amino acids)
Biological process (GO): transmembrane transport
Molecular function (GO): transmembrane transporter activity
Source: RefSeq, a predicted model, not a curated record
AUGUCCAUUGAUCCUAGGCUGUUCCCCAAGCGGGUGACGUAUAGCGCCCUGCUGACUGUCAAUGUAUUCGUGUUUAUGGGUAAUAUGUAUUCCUCCGGCAUUGCGACCGGUUUUGGCUCUCUAGCUGCCGAGUUUCAUACGCCCUUUGCUACGCUUGCGGAUUUGAUCGCCUAUUCCGUGCUGGCUAUGGGGUUGGCCAAUCUGUUUUGGAUGCCCCUGGCUCUGACUUUCGGCAAGCGGCCCAUCGUCAUCAUUUCCAUGGCUAUGUUCUUGGGGGGGAUUAUUUGGAGUGCUGUUGCCAAGGACUAUAAUAGUUUAAUGGCCUCACGAAUCUUCGCUAGUUUUGGAUAUGGCGCAAUCGAGUCUCUGGGGCCUAGCAUUCUGGCAGACCUAUUCUACGAACGAAACUACGCCAGCGCCAUGGCGGUCUAUGCUGCCUUCCUCUCCGGUGGAUCGCAGAUUGGACCAGUCAUUGCCGGUUACCUGAUCGAAUCCAAAGGGUGGAGAUGGUUCUUCAUCCUCUGUGCCAUCAUCGCCGCCGUCAAUCUCGUGACAACUGUCUUCAUGCUUCCAGAGACUCUUUACGAAGUAGAGCAAGAACCCGAGGUCGUCAACGACAUCGAAAAAGACGCCAGCAGCCAUGUCGAGGCAGUCACCCGCACCGAGACCCGUACCGAGACCCGCGUCAAGAUGGAUUACUCCGCAUACUGGAAAGACCUGUGGUCAUUCACCCUAUCGAAGGAAGCAAAGGAGCGCGGCAUAAUCAAGCAUCUCGCUUACCUCUUCUUCCUUCCCUUCCCCAUGGUCUUUGUCCCAGGAGUCCUAGCCGCAUCAGUCAUGUACGGCGUCGUCCUCGGAGCGGUCGUCAUUAUUUCAACAAUCGCCCCAGAUAUCUUCUCCCCACCACCAUACCUCUUCUCCUCUGCCGACCUAGGUCUCUUCACAUUCAGCAGCUUUAUCGGCAUAGUAGUCGCCUGGCCAAUCGCCGGACCCUUAACAGAUUGCCUCUCUCGUUGGCUGCGCAACCGCAACAACGGAAUUCACAAGCCAGAACACCGGCUGCCCGCCCUAAUUCUGCCUUUCCUCAUCUGUCCUAUUGGGUUGAUUGUCUUCGGAUACACAGUCGCGCGUCACCAGCAUUAUAUCCGGCCCGCUGUUGGAUCGGCUAUCUGUGCUGCUGGUCUCACGCUCGUACCGUCUGUUAUGCUUUCCUAUGUUGUUGAUUCGUAUCCACGAACAAGUGGCGAGGCAUUGGUUUUGGUCAAUACUUCGAAGAAUGUUGUUGCGUUUGGACUUACUAAGGGGGCUUAUUCUUGGAUGACUAUGCAGGGCAUUGACAAGAUGCUUUAUGAAUUUGCGGGGAUCGAAUGGGCGGUGCUGUUUUUGGCUUUGCCGUUGUAUAUCUUUGGUCCUUGGAUUCGGCGCCGGACGCAGAAGUAUUUCUAA